Molecule: messenger RNA, 1734 nt
Organism: Penicillium hordei
Lineage: Eukaryota; Fungi; Ascomycota; Eurotiomycetes; Eurotiales; Aspergillaceae
Product: AMP-dependent synthetase/ligase
Exons: 4
Coding region: 1-1734 (577 amino acids)
Biological process (GO): fatty acid metabolic process
Molecular function (GO): medium-chain fatty acid-CoA ligase activity
Source: RefSeq, a predicted model, not a curated record
AUGAGCCAGCAAGACUCACAUCACGGUUUCCGGCCAAAGCCUUCCUAUAAAAAAGGUCUUCUGGAGCCGGCACUUCAGAACUGGACGUUUGGGGAUCUACUCCAGCGUCAAGCCGAGCAAUUUCCAGGUAAAAUUGCGAUUUCCUGCCCAGGCACGUCCAACCCUAUCACCUAUCGCCAAUUGAACGAUCGCACCAAGCUUCUUGGAGAAGCUCUGAUUGCAAAUGGGAUCUCUGUUGGAGACCGCGUUGGCAUCUUUGCAGGAAAUGUUUUAGAAUAUGUUGAGGUUGUGCUAGCAACCGCGCGCAUUGGAGCAAUCAUAGUCCUGUUGAACACCUUUUACACAACGGAGGAAAUCAAAAGAGCCCUGCGAUUUACUGGGUGUUCAUUGCUAUUUAUCACCAGGAGCCUUGGGAAACGCAGUCUGUUGCCAUGCAUCGAUGAACUCAACGAGAUGAUUAAAACCCAGAAAAGCGAGUUUCCAGAUCUCCGAAGCAUCGUUCUUCUCUCGGGACACUGCUCAAAAUCUUCCAAUCUGCAAUCUUACACGGAUUUUGUCAAGUUCCCACCGAACGGUACGAAGGCCGGUUCUGCUUACGAGGCAGCAGAAACACAAGUUGACCCAGAGACGGUCUGUAACUUCCAAUUCACCAGUGGAACCACAGGGAUGCCCAAGGCAGUGAUGCUCACACACUUUAACGUGCUCAAUAAUGGAUUCCUAAUAGGUGAACGAAUCGGUCUCACUCCAAAUGAUACCAUAUGUUGCCCAUGGCCGUUGUUCCACUCGUCUGGUUUUGUUGUUGGCCUGACAACAUCACUGUGUCAUGGUGCAACUCUCAUUCUACCGUCACCAGUAUUUGAUCCCGCUGCCACAGCACGAGCACUAAUCUCCGAAAGGUGCACUGGACUUCAAGGUGUCCCAACUAUGUUUUCUGCUGUGCUCGAGUGGUGUCAUCAACGCGGUACUCGUCUACCACCUCUUCGAACAGGAAUCAUUGGUGGAUCACCAGUCUCCCCGGCUCUUCUGAGAGAGCUGCAGCAUGAAUUUGCCCUGCAAGAUCUCGGGAUUGCAUAUGGCAUGACUGAAACCUCGCCGCUCAGCUUCCUUUCCAAGGGCUUUGAAUCAGAUGGAACCCACACAUGGAUGGAAAUCUUACCACACACGACUGCAAAGAUAGUGGAUGCGCAAGGAAUCACUGUUCCCAUCGGAAGACCUGGAGAACUGUGCGUCUCGGGGUAUCUGUUGCAGCGAGGAUACUAUCAGAACCCCGAGAAGACGGGUGAGGUCAUGCGCGUGCAUGAAGAUGGAGUUCUCUGGAUGCAUACAGGCGACGAAGCAAUUAUGGAUACCCAAGGACGUUGCCGGAUCAGCGGCAGGAUCAAGGAUACUAUAAUUCGUGGCGGAGAGAACAUAUAUCCAGCAGAGAUCGAGGAUUGCCUGAAUGAGCACCCGGCAAUCUCGAUGUCGGCGGUGGUGGGUAUCCAAGAUGCAAAGUACGGAGAAGUAGUGGCUGCAUUCUUGCAACUCAAACAUGGCAAAACCCCCUGUGCAGAGGCACAUAUCUCGGAAUGGAUUCAGCAAACCCUGGGGAAACACAAGGUACCAGCACUUGUAUUUUACCUCGGUGUCGAUGGCGUUCCUGGUCAUUUCCCUAAGACGGCAAGUGGGAAGAUCAAGAAAGUUGACCUGGAGGCCAUUGGAACUCGGCUAGUCCGCGGAACGGGUAAACUGUAG